CACCGGUAGCCGUGUGGUCGAUCAAGGUGUCAAUGACGUAGACAUUGAGCCCAACGAACUCGCUCUGACUUGUUUUGAAGACAAACACACUAUGGCUGCCGAAAACGCAGGGCUGUACCUCGAAAUGCUCAAGUCCCAUUCGGACCACAUCCUCCGACAUUAUAACGGCUCUCCUUCAGAAGAUUCACUCCCUUUCGAAGAGACUUUUGUUCCUCCUAACACAUACUGGACUUCUGACGAGAAGUAUAAACUUUAUCACCACCUGCAGAGGUUCUCGCGCUUUCGUCUCGAUCUGGUUGCGGAGGCUAUGGGAACUAAGACUGUUGUUGAAGUUAGCACUUACCUUGGACUCGUGGCUCGUGUCGUGCACGAACGUUAUUCCCGCCACGCCGCACCCAGACGCGACAGAUUCCCAGCUGCAAUAGAGAUGAAAAAUGCCUGGGUAGAGUUCGAGGAGGGGAUGUCUCAAUAUGUCCUGGAAGCUGAGGAUGAGACCAUCCGGUCAGAACUCGCCGCGAGCCGUCGUCUGUCAUGCAAGAAUGCUGGUGUCGUACCGCAUCAUGUAGGCGUCGGUGCAUUCGUUAAGGAAUCUUUUAGGAUGUUGAGGUCAACGAAACUUCAAAAUGGUCAUGACAUUCCUGCUUCGAAAUUAUCGUCCAUACCAACGGGAUCUUUGAAAUUUUCCUGGAUCGAAGAAGACCUGUUCAGGGAGCUCGACAAAGAUAAUCUUUCGGUGAUGGAUGACAUGCUAGACUCUCAUUAUGGAUUAGACUCUUCGUCCCACCACGCACCUCUCGCUACUAACUCGGACGCUGCACAUGAUAGCCAUUCAGAUGACGAUAAUCCGUCUGUGUCUCCUGCCCGUGACUCGCUGACUGACAAAAAGGGCUCGCUUGAAACCAGCCGCACUAAGCUUGCAAUGAUGUCACCCCUCGAACGCCAGCGCUACCGUAAGCGACUAUGGAUGCGCAAGAAGAGGGCUCAGGAGAAACUCGUCAUGAAUGCAAUUGAUCCUAGCUUUGUAGUCUUCAACAAGUCUACUGGGAGGCUCAGCAAGCGUAGAAGGACAUCGGCGAUGGACCCUUUCUCUACUCCCAGCACCGUUCGUGCCUUCCCUGAAGACGCUGCACUGGGUGACCUGAUGAAUUAUCAACGCAAGCGCACGGAGAAGUUUGAUUUGGUGAAGAAGGUAGCUCAGUAUGUCAACUUCACGGCGGGGAAUUUGAUCCAGGAUGAUGUCGACAUUUUUUAUUUCUCCAGACUCGGAAACCUUCUUCGUAUGUAUAUGUCAUCACUUCUUCCCUUGCCAGAGUCUCGCAAUCCUUCGCAUGGUGGCUCAAUCGUGUCCUCUCCUAACGGGAUAGCUAAUCCUGCCGUUUCCUAUUCUACAAUCAAACAGAUCGCGAGAGAUCUUCGACAGUACCUGGAAAUCGUGAUCCAACGAACGAUACUGAUUGCAGAGAAUAGCCGGGAUACUAGAACUCAACCUCAAAUUACUAAAUAUGAUGUCCUGAAGUCUGCCUCUAUUUUUAGCCGACCAGGAGCUUUCUUGUCGAGAAAAUCUUUCAUUCAAACUUUACCUUCGCGCCUUUCCCUUACCGUUCUUGAUGGGAGUGUGCCCGCCGACGUUUCAGAUCUCGAAGGACUAGUGGAAUUUCAACCGCGAAUGAGUAUCGAGGGCCCCAAAGAUAUCUUCAUUUCUUGUGCGGACAUCAAUGGUCCGUCUCUCUCGGUUCCGGUUGAAUAUAGGCGUCCAAAUCGGAUGGCCAUGUCCAAGAAACGCAACUAUGAAGACCAGGAUGACGAAAACUUCUUGACUAUGUGGGGGGUGGGACAGGAUGAGGGUAUACCUGGAUGCGAACUGCUUCCGGAGGUGUCGUGGCCAGUGGAGUACGACGAAUUCCUGGAGGAGUUGAUUGACGAGGACAAACUAGACAAGAGGGACUCUAAGGGGGCCGCGCGUUAUCAUGCUGCACUUUGGAAUAUGUUUCAGGCUGGAGAGUAGGAGAAUGGGAAACGGGCUCCUCAUUCAGAUAUGUGGAGAUAUCGAGGCGGAGUGAACAGGUGAUGAGAAGUGUGCCAACAGAGGGAUCGUUCUACACCCGAAUAAGAUUGACUGAGAUGGUUGGUCUAUCUUGUCACCCCGCGGUCGCCUGACGACGCAACCGCCUAUUUAUUUGAUAUUUGGGGUUUGGUCUUAUCGAUCAACGAGAUCUAGCUGUUUCCAGUCACGACCUUAGCUAUGAGCGACCACUUGUGCAAGUGACUUGUCCAUCAUCCCCCACGUGCAUUGAUAUUCAUCAGAGGUGGGAAUGCAGACGGGACUAUCUGUGGCCAUAGGACUCGGAAAGCACCGCAUCCCGUUUGAUCUACGAAGUUAAGUCGAGUGCCG
This is a messenger RNA of Cantharellus anzutake, 2392 nucleotides long. RefSeq lists its product as uncharacterized. Gene Ontology annotation, cellular component: RNA polymerase I upstream activating factor complex. The record is from RefSeq and is a predicted model, not a curated record. The transcript has 3 exons. Gene Ontology annotation, molecular function: RNA polymerase I general transcription initiation factor activity; rDNA binding. NCBI's taxonomy places the organism in Eukaryota, Fungi, Basidiomycota, Agaricomycetes, Cantharellales, Hydnaceae. The coding region runs from base 92 to 2005 and encodes 637 amino acids. Gene Ontology annotation, biological process: transcription initiation at RNA polymerase I promoter; nucleolar large rRNA transcription by RNA polymerase I.